AUGUGUUAAAAUUAAGUUCACUAAUAUAAUGUAGUGAGUAAUUUUAAUUAAUAAGCGAGGGCUUUGUAUUUGAAAACUCAAUAAUAAUUUCUAAUAAUACUUUAUAUUUAAUUUGUGAUUUUUAAAUUGUAAAUCUAAUAGUAAAAUUAAGCUUUUAAUAAUUCAAUGAGUUACCCAAACUUUAUUUAUAACUAUAAUGUAACUUCAGCAUUAAACGACACAGCCUUGUAAUAAACUCCAAAUUAAAGUAUUACUUUUUAUUCAAACUUAACAAUAAUAUAGAACUUAACAAGUAUAUCACCUCAUAUAGCUCCAGAUAAUAUAAUCCCUCAAUCUAAAAAUUUCACAUAUCCAAUGAAUUUAUUUCUAGAAAGUCGAAUAAUGUUAUCUAAAUAACAUAUAUUAAUAAAACAAAUAUUGCAGUCUAACUUAAAUUUCUAGUUAUUCUAAUAGCAUUCCUAAUAUUCAUAAUUACUCCUUAAUUACUUCAAUAAAUAACGAAUUUUUCGCUUAACUUUUACAUUGAAACUGUAAAUAGUGAUUUAACUAAUAAAUUUAAUUUUAAUUACUCAAAUCUAAAUCUGA
This is a messenger RNA of Paramecium sonneborni, 585 nucleotides long. The record is from the annotation of a GenBank genome assembly. Lineage: Eukaryota; Ciliophora; Oligohymenophorea; Peniculida; Parameciidae.